AUGAUUUCCUUUCUAGAAGAAAGGUCUACUCCAACCUCGCAGGAUAUUGAACAAAGAUCUUCAACAACCACAGACACAAAUGAAUCCUCCUCCUCCAGCUCCGACUAUUGUCAUAGAAACCCCAAUUCAGCCGAAUGCGAAAAACCCGUCAAUAGUAAUAGUCUUAUAAUAGGCUUGUGUAUUGCUUUACCGUGUUUCGCAAUAUUUUGCGUAUUGGGUUUCUUCCUUUACCGAAAUUAUCGAAAGGAUAAAAAGGAAAGCUUGGAACACGAUCCCGAUUUCGACGAAAAUGGCGAAGCUACUGCAUUACCCGAUUAUCCGGGAAUUAGAGGUGUACAAGAAAACCCAUUCCAUAGUAGAAACUCAAUUAGGUACCCAAUGGAACAAAUCGAGAAGGGAUAUACAGGUGACAGUGGUGGUGGUGGCGGCUAUGAAAAGGGAGAAUUUCAGUAUUACCAAUAUUCAAGACAAGAGCCGCCUUAUGUGGAUAGUGUAGUAUUACCCUACCAACAUCAAUCAAGCUCAAAGUUGUCUUUGGACGAUUAUGCAAGACAAUUGGGUGAUCCGCUGGUGAGGCCUAGAACCAGAACAAGUUCAUUGCAUAUGGAGAAAAUGCCAUAUUCUCAAUCUAGAGUACCAUCAUCCCAAAAUAGCCCUACAAAGAAAGUUCAAGGUAGACAAUAUACCGGUGUGCCUAAUGUGUCUAACGUAGCUUUGGAGGAAAACUUACAUGACGCUUCUCAUAUAACGGAGAUGCUGGAUGAGAGUGAUAGUAUUGAAAACCAGCCACGGCAACGGGAUUUUGGUGUUACAUAUGAAAAUGAAUCGGAUGUGUCCAUAAACAAAACAAUUCCCCAGAUUGUCGUAAGCGAAGAAGAUAGCAGCAGCCAACCACAAGAUACUACUACUGAAUCUCAAUCUCUAUCACCGUUUGAUAAUGAUGAAAAUAAUCACCAAACAGAAGACACCAUGGACGAUUCAAUAUCUCCCAAAACAUCACCACUCAAAGAUAAUGAUAAUGAUGAUGCUGCUAAUGAUGAUGAUGAUGAUGAUGCUGAUAAUUUCCAAUUCUCAACAAAGAAAUCUCGAUUCAACUUUGAAGAUGUUGCUACCAAACAAGGUACUAAAUCACCCAGAAUCUCAGCGUUCAAUUUGUUAACGAACGAUAGUGACAAUGAAAAUGAUGACAAUUUGGACCAUUUAACACCUCAGCAAGAAGAAGAAAUUAAAAGGAUGAAAUCGGUAUAUAAAAUAUACUUUGACAGAGAUACAGACAAGGGUAAUUCCAAGAAUAUCCAAGCUGAUGAAAAUUAUUCGUUACCAAUGCACAAAAUUAAUGAUAAAAUGCAUGUAGAUGCAAGCUACGGUAAUAGAUAUAGCAAUACUUCGUCAGUUUAUGUAGACACCGACAGUAUUCAACAAGAACAGAACCAGCAACAAUACCAACAACGAUACCAUCAACAACAUCAACAACAGCAGCAACGGCAACAAAAUUAUUAUAACCAAUUCAACCAACAAUACCAACAACAAUACGGUACUCCUGUUGAUCCUCAAUUGUAUCAGCAGUAUCAACAAAAGCAAUAUCACUAUUUUCAAAGCCAACAGCACAACAACCAACAACAAUGGCAAUGGCAACAACAACAACAGCAGCAGCAGCAGCCCCUUCAAAGACCCCUACCUCCAUUACAGAGAUUACCUAACCCCUCAGAUCUUAGGAAAUCGUCAUUACAAACAUUUACCGAUUUCAAGCAAUCCGAGAAAAAUCAUGUAGUGACAUCGCCCCCAACUGGCAAACACCCCUUUGUACCAAUUGAAAACGAUGCUGUUUGGACAUCGCCUGUGAGCUCGCCUAAAACUCAAACCCAAGGAGCUUUUCCUCAACAACAACAACAACAACAACAACAACAACAACAUAGCCAGCAAGACCUAACCUCACAACAGUACUAUCAAAUCCAACUACAACAGAAUAAGACUGUACCUUCAGCUACACAACUUGCGAGAUCCUCAGUGGUGAUGAUUAAUCCAGUUACAGAGAUUACCAAAUCGAGAAAAUUCAAGCCUGCUGGAUCAUUACCUAGCUCAAAUAAUUUGCAUCAACAAUUUGGAUAUAGUGAUUUGAAUGGUCCAGAAAAUGACUUGCUACCAGGUAAUAGAAAGAGUGAUGUAAGAAGAAUGAUGAAUACAAACUUUUAA
This is a messenger RNA of Lodderomyces oxycetoniae, 2193 nucleotides long. RefSeq lists its product as uncharacterized. Lineage: Eukaryota; Fungi; Ascomycota; Pichiomycetes; Serinales; Debaryomycetaceae. The coding region runs from base 1 to 2193 and encodes 730 amino acids. The transcript has a single exon. The record is from RefSeq and is a predicted model, not a curated record.